Symbiodinium sp. CCMP2592 is the source of this 1875-nucleotide messenger RNA. The record is from the annotation of a GenBank genome assembly. NCBI's taxonomy places the organism in Eukaryota, Dinophyceae, Suessiales, Symbiodiniaceae.
AUGGCAGUCAACCCGAACAUCAUCAGCACCACGGGCCUGAAUUUCGAUGGCCUGGUCUUCGCUACAGCGAUGUCGAGCUGCAUUGCUACGCUGAUCAUGGCGCUUUGGGCGAACUUGCCAUUUGGCCUAUGGCCCGGCAUGGGUAUGAAUGCCUAUUUCGCCUACACCAUUGUGGGCUUCAAGGGUACACAGAAUGCCGUGAAGAAGGUGAUGAUGGCUGUCACCGUGGAGGGUGUGAUCUUCAUCAUCAUGUCUGCUCUCGACCUUCGGCGCUAUGUCUUCAAGGUCUUCCCUACGUGGAUGAUGAAGGCCACCAUGGCUGGGAUCGGCUUGUUCUUGGCCCAUAUCGGGCUGCAAGCGGGAAACGGCAUCGACAUCGUCAGAGACCAUCCAGCAGUGCUUGUGGACCUUGUGACCCUCACUGGCGAGCACUUCGCGCGCACCUGGAUUGGAAUCGCCUUCUUUUGCGUCAUGAGCCUCUUGAUCCUCUUGCGCGUCAAAGGAGCUGUCAUGAUCAGCAUCCUUCUUAGCGCCAUUCUCUGCUGGAUCCUUUCAGCUACCGGAGAGCAGUUCACAUACAAGCCCAUGUGCUGCCUUGGCAGUGUCACCUUUCCCGAUCCAGCCGCCGGGGGUGUAGAGUGGUAUCCGAAGCCGGGAGGUGGCUUCUACCCCAAGCCCACGUGUGUAAAUCCAUACACCGUGCCCGGUAAGGGGAAAAUGACAAGCACAGAUUCUGGACCCUCUUUCAGCUGGGAAUCUUCCGCAUCUGUCUCGUAUGCGAACGGAGCCUACCUAAUCACGAACGGCGGUUCCACGGUAAACCACACUGGCAGCAUCUACUUCGAGGGCAUCGCAGCAGGCCGCGACUCCUCCUUCAAUGGUGGCUGCACCGACACCUGCCAUGCCAUGAUGGGGGGCUUCAAUCCUGCGUGCUUCGGCACGGUGCUGGUGGAUACGGGUUGCUGGACCGGCAUGGACUUUCAAAGCCGAGCAACUCAGCAGCUGGUGGUCGAUCAGUUUGGCGAGGGCUGCCUUGGAGGAGCUGGCCGCAUCCCGAAGACCUUCAACCCGCCCAACGCCUUUGCCUCGGUUCCUCUCGUGGACGUAGCCGGACCGCUGGUGGCUCCAUUUUCCGGAUGGGGUGGCUGUGAUGCCAAUGGCAACAACUGCGUUAACGGCGAUGUCUCCGGUGGCACUAUUCUUGCAUGGGACACCUCUGGAUUCGGCGACUGGCAAGGCUUCUGGAAUCCGCUGCUCACGCUCCUCUACAUCGACUUCAUCGGCACGAUGGGCUUCUUGUAUGCAGCAGCAGACCUCAGCGGCCUCGUCGAUCCCGAGAAGCCAGAAACCUUCCCCGGUUGCUAUGCCGCCUUCAUGGCAGAUGCAGUUGGUACCUUUGUAGGAGGCUUCCUGGGCACGAGCUCCGUUACCACCUAUGGUGAAUCCAUGGCUGGAGUGUAUGAGGGAGGCCGUACUGGUCUCACCGCACUCGUGAUCGCUUUCCUUAACUUCAUUUGCAUCUUCAUGACGCCCUUGCUCUCCUCGAUUCCGACGCUUUCCACCGGGCCUGCAUUGGUCAUGGUGGGCGUCUUCAUGAUCGAGGGUGUGAAGGACAUUGAAUGGACUGACUACAUGCAGGCCAUCCCCUCCACGAUUUGCAUCCUUCUGCAGAUCACCACCUACAAGAUCGAGGUUGGCGUCCUGGGUGCUUUGUUGGUGUGGACCUUCCUCAUGAUCUUCUCCGGACGCAUCUUCCUGUAUAUUCCUGGAGACUGGGGUCUAUAUAGCUGUAUUUUAUGCAUGUAUGUAUCUGUAUGCGGGUGUAGGGGUGUGCGUGUAUGCGCGGCUCAUGCUGUCGUGUCAACCUCACCCUGA